UCCGGUGUGAUGCUCGAGUCUGUCCCAAAAUACGACUCCGGUGCACCCACGUGGACUCGCAUCAAGGGUCCCUGAAGUCUGGACUACGUGAUGUCAUCAAAGUGUGGACUCUGAGGAGGACCACAAGUCCAGAGUGUGCCAUUUGGGACAGGGCCAAUGUGGGGAAUGAAGUUGUUCACUCGGACACCACUACAAAAUGGCCGACACCCGAUAUAGUGCACUAUAUAGUGGAUAGGGAGCGGUUUCGGACACAGCUCUAGUAUUUCGUGUUCGAGAGUGGAGAUCACAUGUUUCCUGCUUGAGAGUGGAGUUGCACAUACUGAUUAAUUGUGUUGAUGAAAGGAAGCUUACUUCGGAGCUAUGGCAAACUAUGAUCCGAAACAGGUAAAUGUACAACAUUGUGUUCCAUCAUCGAAACUGCAGAAUGCAAAACUCGACGCAGAAUCUCCACCUGACAGCAGUGGAAUGGAUGCUAAAACUCACUCACCACGGGAACCCGGUCUUGCAUUAGACACAGAAAUUGCACCGAAAGAGACGACCAUUGAACUUAAAAGCUAUAGAAAACCCGGAGAGAAAACAUUUACUCAGAGAUGCCGACUGUUUGUUGGUAAUCUCCCGACGGAUAUAACAGAGGAAGAUUUCAAGGCUUUUUUUAAAUAUGGCGAGACCAACGAUGUGCACAUCAACAAAGACAAAGGAUUCGGCUUUAUACGCCUGGAGACAAGGACACUAGCAGAAGUUGCUAAGGCUGAGUUGGAUGGCACAGUACUAAAGAACAGGAAUAUUCAUAUCCGUUUUGCAACUCAUGGAGCUACACUUACAGUACGAAACCUUUCUCCAGUGGUGUCUAAUGAGUUGCUGGAACAGGCCUUCUCUCAGUUUGGUCCAGUAGAUCGCACAGUUGUUUUUGUUGAUGACCAUGGCCAACCCACAGGCACAGGUAUUGUGGAAUUUGCCAAUAAGUCUGCUGCCCGGAAAGCUCUGGAUCACUGUGCAGAUGGAGCCCUUCUGCUUACAACGUCUCCUCGUCCAGUCAUUCUUGAGCCAAAAGAACAGUUUGAUGAUGAGGAUGGGCUUCCAGAAAAGCUAUUGCAGAAAUCAGCACAAUAUCACAAGGAAAGGGAGCACCCACCACACUUUGCAGAGCCAGGCACCUUUGAGUUUGAGUACUCAACACGUUGGAAGGCUCUGGAUGAGAUCGAGAAACAGCAGAAGGAACUCGUAGAGCGAAACAUCCUAGAGGCCAAGAAGAAACUGGAGGCUGAAAUGGAGGCUGUCAAACAUGAGCAUCAGCUUAUGAUGAUGAGACAAGAUCUCAUGAGACGUCAAGAGGAGCUUCGUUGCUUGGAGGAGCUAAGAAAUCAGGAGCUGCAGAAACGCAAGCAGAUUGAGCUAAGGCACGAGGAAGAAAGACGUAGACGUGAGGAAGAGAUAAAUCGCCAUAGAGAGGAGGAUGACAUGAGAUGCAUGCCAGAUGGAUUCAAGCCCAGUUUCACAGAGGGUGUGCCGAAUAACAGCUACACUACAUAAAGAAAACUGUGGACUACAAAAAAAAAUGAUGCAUAUCAUCUCUACAUAUCUUUGAGUCAACAAUCUUGACUUUUUUAUCUACAAUCUUGUUAGUAAUGAGCUCAAAACUGGUUAAUAGUAUUAUUUAUUCUUUAUUUUUAACAAAACAGUGAGACUUUAAAAUAGCAUUUAGCGAUUGAUUAGGGUUAAAAGUCUAUUUGCAGUAAAAUUUUAUUUUCAAUAAAUUUUUCAUGUGUUGCAUAAACUUAUUUUUCUAUUACAGCAUCAGUUAAUUUAUUAAAACAAAGUUGGCCUGAAAUCCUGAUGUAAUUGUCAGCCCUUUGUAAUUGUGCAUUGUGUUAUGCAUAGUGUGGCACUGUAAUUGUCUGUCCUGUCAUCAUAUCAUAUCCCAAAUUGCAAUAACAUAUAUGUAAAUGUUUUAAAAUGUGAAACAAAUUUGGUUAACACAAAAUUAAAUGUUAGUAUCAUUCAAGCUUUGUUUUUUAGAAAUGAUUUGCUAGGAACAUUAGCAUAGUCUACUGUAAUUGUAGUCUUGUAAAUGGUUUUACAGGCAGCACUGUAAUUGUUUAAAAUUGUCCCUACAUGUUAGGAUCAAAUUUAAAGCUGCAAUUCAUAACUUUUGCUUGUAUAUUGCCACUCCGUUUGAAACAUAAAAUUGCAGCUAUUUGCUGUAAUUUUCUGUACCUGUGUUAUGCUUUGCCCCAUAUACUACUCUGCAACGGAUGAAUGAUGUCUGUGUUCACUGCAUUGGAGCAGAUCUGUCAUGUUGUAUGUGACGUGUAGCUUAACAUAAAUACGUUGCUGAUGUCUUACAUGUAUAGAGGGAAAUGCCAUCUCUGUGCCAGUAUUGUAAACCCCAUCUGAUAUUAACUCUGGUUUUAGCACAAGCUCUGUCGCGUUCCCUUUUAAACUGGAGGUUUUCAACAACAGAUGAUUUCCCAGUAAUAAAUUGACAUGUUUACAUGA
Messenger RNA from Misgurnus anguillicaudatus (oriental weatherfish), 2496 nucleotides. It is a transcript of the gene pspc1, whose product is annotated as paraspeckle component 1. Lineage: Eukaryota; Metazoa; Chordata; Actinopteri; Cypriniformes; Cobitidae. Gene Ontology annotation, molecular function: RNA binding. The record is from RefSeq and is a predicted model, not a curated record.